Molecule: messenger RNA, 4315 nt
Organism: Canis lupus familiaris (dog)
Lineage: Eukaryota; Metazoa; Chordata; Mammalia; Carnivora; Canidae
Gene: ZNF512B
Product: zinc finger protein 512B
Exons: 17
Coding region: 68-2803 (911 amino acids)
Molecular function (GO): zinc ion binding
Source: RefSeq, a predicted model, not a curated record
ACAGGAGGCAGAGGCUGGAAUCCUGGGCUCAGCCCUGUGGACUGCACCCAGAUGCACGGACACAGAGAUGACUGAUCCCUUUUGCGUUGGAGGAGGCCGCCGGCUCCCGGGGUCUACCAAGAGUGGACCUGGGAAGGAUGGCGGCCGGAAUGAGGUCCGACUUCCUGUGCUGCACGACCCACCAAAGUUGGGGAUGCCAGUGGUCCGGGGUGGGCCGACGGUGCCCAGCCAGGCCGCACUCUGCUUUGAUCCCGGAAGUCCAGCCAGUGACAGGACGGAAGGGAAGAAGAAGGGGCGUCCGAAAGCUGAGAACCAGGCCCUGCGAGACAUUCCUCUCUCCCUGAUGAACCAGUGGAAAGAUGAAUUCAAGGCACACUCAAGGGUAAAGUGUCCAAACUCAGGGUGCUGGUUGGAAUUCCCCAGUAUCUACGGGCUCAAGUACCAUUACCAGCGGUGCCAAGGGGGCGCUAUCCCAGAAAGGCUGACCUUUCCCUGCCCCUUCUGUGAGGCCGCUUUCACCUCCAAGACCCAGCUGGAGAAGCACCGCAUUUGGAACCACAUGGACCGACCCGUGCCUGCCCCCAAGCCUGGGCCGGUCAGCCGGCCGGUCACCAUCAGCCGCCCCGUUGGGGUCAGCAAGCCCAUCGGAGUGAGCAAACCUGUCACUAUUGGCAAACCUGUGGGUGUCAGCAAACCCAUCGGCAUCAGCAAGCCAGUGACAGUCAGCAGGCCUGUGCCGGUCACCAAGCCAGUGCCGGUCAGCAGGCCUGUGCCAGUCACCAAGGCGGUCACGGUGAGCAGGCCUGUGCCGGUCACCAAGCCCAUACCAGUCACCAAGUCUGUGCCGGUCACCAAACCUGUGCCGGUCACCAAGCCAGUGACUCUCAAUAAGCCAGUGCCAGUCACCAAGUCUGUGUCGGUUACCAAACCGGUGACCGUCAACAAACCGGUGCCGAUGACAAAGCUUGUGACAGUUACGAAAGCCGUCCCAGUCACAAAGCCGGUGACGGUCAGCAGGCCCAUUGUGGUCAGUAAGCCGGUGACGGUCAGCAGGCCCAUUGCCAUCAGCAGACACACACCACCUUGCAAAAUGGUGCUGCUGACCAAGUCUGAGAACAAAACUCCUCGUACCACAGGGAGGAGCAGCGGUAAGAAAAGGGCAGCGGACAGCCUGGACACGUGCCCCAUCCUGCCAAAGCAGGCGAGGCCGGAGAACGGGGAGUACGGCUCCUCCACCACGGGCCACAGCUCGGCCUUCCAGCUGAGCGCAGACCCCGGCGGCAGCCCCCUCUCCCUGGGCAGCAGGCCCUUGGGGAGCAAGGAGGGCCUGAGGGCCACGGGCCCCGUGUCCCCACCUGACGAGGGAGCAGAGCGUAUAAAGCACAGAAGGAAACAGAAAACACCCAAGAAGUUUACAGGGGAGCAGCCGUCCAUCUCAGGGACCUUCGGACUCAAAGGCCUGGCCAAGGCAGAGGACAAAUCCCGCAUGCACCGUGCCAAAAAGCCGGAGGGGCCGGGCCCCGAGGACGUGCGGAAGAAGGUGCUGGCUCCCGCCAGCACUGUCAGCAAGGAAGCACCGGCCCCCGCGGCCCACACAGCUCCAGGUGGCCCCGAGGAGCAGUGGCAGCGGGCCAUCCACGAACGGGGGGAGGCCGUCUGCCCCACCUGCAACGUGGUCACCCGAAAGACCCUCGUGGGGCUCAAGAAGCACAUGGAGGUUUGUCAGAAGCUGCAGGACGCUCUCAAGUGCCAGCACUGUCGGAAACAGUUCAAAUCCAAGGCGGGACUCAACUACCACACCAUGGCUGAACACAGCGCCAAGCCCUCUGACGCUGAGGCCUCGGAGGGGAGUGAACAGGAGGAGCGGGAGCGGCUGCGCAAGGUGCUGAAGCAGAUGGGGAGGCUGCGCUGCCCCCAGGAGGGCUGCGGGGCCGCCUUCUCCAGCCUCAUGGGCUACCAGUACCACCAGCGACGCUGUGGGAAGCCUCCCUGUGAGGUGGACAGCCCCUCCUUCCCCUGCACCCACUGCGGAAAGACUUACCGCUCCAAGGCCGGACACGACUACCACAUGCGCUCGGAGCACACGGCCCCGCCACCCGAGGAGCCUGAAGACAAGCCCCCCGAAACGGAGGACCUGCUGGGGGUUGAGCGGACUCCCAGUGGCCGCAUCCGCCGCACGUCGGCCCAGGUGGCCGUGUUCCACCUUCAGGAGAUUGCAGAGGAUGAACUGGCUCGAGACUGGACUAAGCGGCGGGUGAAGGAUGACCUGGUACCCGAGACUGCCCGGCUCAACUACACUCGGCCAGGCCUCCCCACGCUCAACCCCCAGCUUCUGGAAGCAUGGAAGAAUGAAGUCAAGGAGAAAGGCCAUGUCAACUGCCCCAAUGAUUGCUGUGAAGCCAUCUACUCCAGUGUGUCCGGCCUUAAGGCUCAUCUCGCCAGCUGCAGCAAGGGAGACCACCUGGUGGGGAAGUAUUGCUGUCUGCUGUGCCCGAAGGAGUUCAGCUCUGAGAGUGGCGUCAAAUAUCACAUCCUCAAGACCCAUGCGGAGAACUGGUUUCGAACUUCUGCAGACCCACUUCCCAAACAUAGGAGCCAGGACUCGCUGGCACCCAAGAAGGAGGAGAAGAAGAGCCUGGCGGGUGGGAAGAAGCGAGGCCGAAAGCCCAAGGAGCGGACCCCUGAGGAGCCUGCACCCAAGAUGCCCCCCCGUCGGGAUGACUGGCCCCCAGGAGGCAGAGACAAGGGGGCGCGGGGCUCCACUGGCCGGAAGGCGGGAGCCAGCAAGGCUCCUGAGAAGUGAGCGUGGUGGCUGGCAGGUGGGUGGGGCCCGGUCCCCACGCUGGACGCCAGGUCCACUGCUGAGGGGGGUAGCUGGCUCCAGGACCUCCUGCCCUCUGGGUCUCCACCCCACACCCACCUGUUCACCUGCCCGGUGGAGGCAGCCAGCCCCUCUCUCUUUCCCGAGGAUGGCCCUUCCCCCGUGCAGGCUGUGUAGGGCACACGUGGCGGGGUCCCUUAGGGGAGGGCCCGUGGCAGCCACAGAAGUGCAAUAGCGUGGAGGGGCGCUCACGGGCUCGGCAGGGUCUGGGGCCCUGGACGGGCAGGAGGAGGGUCUGCAGCCCAGGCCUCGGUGCCGCAGGGCAGCGCAGGGCGGGCAGGUGGCCUUCACCGUGUGAGCUCCGUGCCCCGUCUGCUUUCUCAGGCCCAAGGCUUGGGGGGUCCUUGGUGACCCGCGGUUCUGGGCUGAUGAGGGCACCUGAGCAGCCUCACCUCUCCACCCGACACUGGACCCCAGCACCCCCAGCUACCUCCCAGGACAGGCCCCGAGGCUGACUGCUGCCGUGCUGACCUGACGGCCUGCCCCACCGUGGCCUCCCUCGUCCUUCCGCCUCCGGUUCCUCUGCUUCUGUUCUCUACCUCUCCAGGCCCUCCCCCUACCUGUGCAACCCCUGCUGCGCUUGGGCUCCCGCCCGCUGGCCCCUGGGCACCAUGCUGGGUGGGGGUGGCCCUGUUAGCAGGGCACUCCGCCAUCCCACGCCCGUGGGUGCUCCCUGCCUGGGACAGGGGGAGGGUCCUGCCCUCACCUGCAGGGCUGCAGGAGGGGGGCCGGGGGCCAUGUGGAACACAGCUUUGCCCCCAGUCUCUGGCUUUGUUGCCACCACGGGUCUGGGUCGGGGCAGCCCAGUGGGUUGGGGAUGGGCCAGUCUAGGCUCCGGGGUCCACCUGGGGCCCACAGGCAUGUGGGGUGUGGACCUGGGGCCCAGCUCCGAGGAGUAACCCUGUGGGAAUCAGCCUUCCGUGUGCUGGGCUGGGUUGGCUUGUGGCUGAGCUCCCGUGGGAGCCCCCUCCCCCGUUUUACCUGCCCUUUUGUUUCUGGUUGUGUGGUCUUCUGAUCUGAGAGCUGAAGGCCAGAGAGGGGGCCUGGCCGAGGUCACAUUGUGUUGGUGGCAGCUCUGUGUUGGGCCCCGAAGGGGAUGGCUGGGUCUGCAGGUUGACCAGGGUUCGGGCUGGAGUUCAGGGCACCCAGGGGAGGUGGCCGCACUGCCUCUGGUCGCCUCCCGGGGCCCCGCCUUCCGACUUUGGCAAUGUGGGGAGGACGACGAUGCUCAGAGCCACUGGGUUUGGACAGAGGCUGGUUCCCACUGGGGGGUGGGGGGCUGAGGGCUCGGCCUUGCCGAUCCUGGACGAUGUGAAUUUUGAUAUUUGCCCGUGUGCGUGUGUCUCCUGGGUGUAGUGGAUGCCAGUCUUGUUGCUGUGACAAGUAACAACCUUUUUUUUAUUCUGUUUUUUAUACAAAAACACAACAAUCUGA